AUGAAGUGGAGAACAUCCACAGUCUGUAUACUGCUUCUGGCGCUUACCGGGAUUCAAGUUGAUUCAAAGACAGUCUAUCCCAGUAACCAUGUCAACAGCAUCUGUAGCAUGUGGGGAAACUUCCACUUCAAGACAUUUGAUGGAGACGUGUAUCAGUUCCCAGGCACAUGCGAGUAUAACCUGGUGUCUGACUGCCAAAGUCUCAUUCGCCAGUUCUCGGUUCACGUGAAGAGAACAGAACACAGCACUGGCCCAAACAUCAGCAGGGUGUCGAUUACCAUCAAUGACAUUGGUGUUGAGUUGACAGAGAAACAGGUCGUAGUCAAUGGAGAAAAAGUAACGCUGCCUGUGCACAUCGCAGGUAUUCUUGUGGAAGAGAACACAAUUUACACCAGACUCUAUUCCAAAAUGGGUAUCACUGUCAAGUGGAAUAAAGAGGAUGCUGUUAUGGUGGAACUCGACUCCAAAUAUUCCAAUCGCACUUGUGGGCUGUGUGGCGAUUUCAAUGGCGUCCCAGUUUAUAGUGAGUUCAUUGAAUCCGGUUGGAAGGUUGGCUAUGCUGAGUUUGGUAAUAUGCACAGAGUUCCCAACCCAACACAUGCCUGCAAAGAUCCUUCUGAAACCGACGAUGAGCAAAAUGUGGAGAACAAAUGUGAAAAAUUUCAGGCAGAUUGUGCAGACCUUUUGAAGGAUGAAAAAUGGUCUUCUUGUAGCAGGGUUUUGAACCGUGAGCCGUAUAUCAAGGCCUGUACAAAUGAUAUUUGCUUACGUCAACCUGAAGAUGAAGACACCAACACUUCUGCGCUCUGUGCGACGUUGUCUGAAUAUUCACGUCAGUGCUCUCACGCUGGAGGAACUCCGCCGUCCUGGAGAACGGCAAACUUCUGUGCUGUGACAUGCCCGUACAAUAUGGUACAUUCUGAAAGCGGCUCGCCCUGUAUGGACACAUGCUCACACAAAGACACAAACACACUGUGUGAGGAACACAACAUAGAUGGCUGCUUCUGUCCGCCAGGAACUGUGUUUGAUGACAUCUCAAACACGGGCUGCAUCCCAGCAGAAAAGUGUCAGUGCAAGCAUGACCGCAUCUACAGCACAGGAGAGAUCCUACGCAAAGAUGAGGAAGAAUGUAUAUGUGCGGAGGGAAACUGGAUCUGUACGAGUAUUCCCGGCCCUGGCCUGUGCACUGUAGAGGAAGGAUCACACUUCACCACCUUUGAUGGGAAAGAAUUCACUUUCCAUGGAGACUGUAAAUAUGUGCUCUCAAAAGACUGUAAGGAAUCCAGGUUCAUCAUAUUGGGUCAGAUUGUUCCUUGUUUUACUCAUCAAACUGAUACCUGUUUAAAGUCUGUUGUGGUGCUUUUUAACAACGACAUGAAAAAUGCUCUGAUUAUUAAAGCUGACGGGACGGUACAGCACAAUGCAGACGUUACACUUCCUUACAUGACAGCUGAGUUCACGGUGUUCAUGCCGUCAUCGUUUCACAUCAUGCUUCAGACCAGCUUUGGGCUGCAGGUGCAGGUACAGCUGGUGCCUCUUAUGCAGGUGUACAUCACUGUGGACCAAAGCUUCCAGGGCAAGACUUGUGGUAUCUGUGGAAAUUUUAACAAAGUGCUGUCAGAUGAUCUGAAGACCCCUCAGGGAGUGGUGGAGGGUACACCGGUUUCCUUCGCAAACGCCUGGAAGGCCCAGACCAACUGCCCCGACCGUACUGAGAGAAUGGACGACCCCUGUUCCUACAGUAGUGACAGCGAACACUUUGCCGAGCACUGGUGUUCCAAGAUGAAGGACAAGAAGAGCCUCUUUGCCAAAUGUCACGCCACUGUCAAUCCUGACAGCUACUACAAAAGAUGCAAAUACUCCAGCUGUACCUGUGAGAAGAGUGAGGACUGUCUGUGUACGGUGUUCUCCUCAUACUCCCGGGCCUGUGCGGCUAAAGGAAUAUUCCUCCAAGGCUGGCGAGAAAUCGUGUGCGAGAAGUAUACCGAGAAUUGCCCGGCCUCGCAGAACUACUCAUAUCAGCUGCAGAGCUGUCAGCGUGCCUGUUUGUCUCUCGCCUCUGAGCGCCAAAGCUGCAGUGUCGACUUCGUGCCUGUUGAUGGAUGUGCAUGUCCAGAAGGACUCUACCAAGAUGAGAAUGGACUGUGUGUACCUAUGGAAAAAUGUCCAUGUUACCGCAACGGACAGAAAAUUAAUCCCGGCAAGUCUGUCACCAUUAGGGAUGAACACUGUGUUUGCAUGAAUGGAAAACUCCACUGUCGUUCCUGGAAAACCCAAACUCUGGGAUGUUCCUCUCCGAAGGUUUUCUUCAACUGCAGUACAGCAGCCCCAGAUGAACAUGGAUUGGAGUGUGCAAAGACUUGUUUGCAACAGGAAGUUGACUGUUUCUCACUGGACUGUCAGUCUGGCUGCCAGUGUCCUUCAGGUCUGUUGGAUGAUGCCAGAGGACACUGUGUUAAACCGGAUAACUGCCCGUGUAAACAUGAUGGACAGUUUUAUGCACCAGGAUCUAAGAUAACCAUAGAUUGCAAUAAAUGGUCUAGGUCUUUACUGCUGCUUUCUGAUGGGACUGUAACAGCCACUGACACUGGAAGUGGUCCAGAGAUCAAGUACACUGAGAGAAACGUUGGGAUGUACCUUGUCAUUGAUGCUAACAUUGGACUGACAGUUUUGUGGGACCACAAAACCACCGUCCGCAUCAUUCUGCAACCUCAGCACAUGGAAGACGUUUGUGGCCUUUGUGGAAAUUUCAAUGGAAAUGCAAAAGAUGACUUUACCACUCAGGGAAAUUUGCCAACUACAAAUAUAAUGGAGUUUGUGGACAGCUGGAAAGUGUCAAGUAAUUGCCCGGAUGCAAAACCAGACUUUAAUCCAUGCUUUGAGACCCCCAAUCGAGAGACAUGGGCAAAAAUACAAUGUAGCAUCAUCAAGGAUAUCAAGGGUCCAUUCAAAGACUGCCAUAACAAGGUGGAUCAAAACCCAUUUUAUGAGAACUGUGUGAAGGACUCGUGUGCAUGUGACACAGGUGGAGAUUGUGAGUGCUUCUGUACAGCUGUUGCAGCUUAUGCUCAAGCCUGCAAUGAGGCAGGUGUUUGUGUGAACUGGAGAACACCUGAGAUCUGUCCUGUGUACUGUGACUACUACAAUAAUGGAACAGAUGAUUGCACAUGGCAUUACAGUCCUUGUCAUACACCUUGCUACAAAACCUGUCUCAACCCUAAUACCUGCAAUAACAGUUUACCCAACCUGGAAGGAUGUUAUCCAAAAUGUCCUGAGGAUAAGCCAAUUUUUGAUGAGAAAAAUCAGAUCUGUGUGGAGGAAUGUCCAGUGAUAACAACAACAUCUUCCCCUAUAACAACUUCCACAAAGCCUACUACAACUGAAUCAACCACAUCAUCUACCCCUAUACCGACAACUACCACAAAGCCUACUACAACAACACCAACAACACCAGAACCUACCACAUCAUCUACCCCUAUACCGACAACUACCACAAAGUCUACUACUACAACAACACCAACACCAGAAUCAACCACAUCAUCUACCCCUAUGACAACAACAACAACACCAGAAUCAACCACAUCAUCUACCUCUAUACCAACAACUACCACAAAGCCUACUACAACAACACCAACACCAGAAUCAACCACGUCAUCUACCCUUAUACCAACUACUACCACAAAGCCUACUACAACAACACCAACACCAGAACCUACCACAUCAUCUACCCCUAUACCAACAACUACCCCAUUUUCAUCAACAACAGCUGAGACUACGUCACCAUGUAUUAUAUGUGAGUGGUCUGACUGGAUUAAUGUAUAUAAUCCUGCAUUAGGGGGAUAUGACGACUUAGAGACUUAUGGAAACAUUGCAAGAAGUGGAAUAAAGAUCUGUGAAAAGCCAGAACAUAUUGAAUGUAGAGCUGUGGGCGCACCUCACAUGAGCUUUGAAGAUUAUAUUCAUUUACUGUUGUUACAUAUGUACGUCACCAUCAUCACCAACAACAACAACAGAAUCAACCACAUCAUCUACCUCUACUUCAACAACUACCACAAAGCCUACUACAACAACAGGACCUACCCCAUCAUCCACCCCUACACCGACAACUUCCACGAAGCCUACUACAACAACAGCAUCAACCAUAUCAUCCACCCCUACACCGACAACUACCACGAAGCCUACCACAACAACAGGACCUACCCCAUCAUCUACCCCUACACCAACAACUACCACGAUGCCUACUACAACAACAGGACCUACCCCAUCAUCUAUCCCUGCACCUACAACUACCAUGAAGCCUACUACAACAACAGCAUCAACCACAUCAUCUACCCCUAUACCAACGACUACCACGAAGCCCACUACAACACCAACACCAGAAUCAACCACAUCAUCCACCCCUACACCGACAACUUCCACAAUGCCUACUACAACAACACAAUCAACCACAUCAUCUACCCCUACACCAACAACUACCACAAAGCCUACUACAACAACAGGACCUACCCCAUCAUCUACCCCUGCACCGACAAAUACCACGAAGCCUACUACAACAACAGAAUCAACCACAUCUUCCACCCCUACACCGACAACUACCACGAAGCCUACUACAACAACAGGACCUACCCUAUCAUCCACCCCUACACCGAAAACUACCAUGAAGCCUACUACAACAACAGGACCUACCCCAUCAUCUACCCCUACACCGACAACUUCCACAAAGCCUACUACAACAACAUCAUCAACCACAUCAUCUACCCCUAUACCAACAACUACCACGAAGCCUACUACAACAACACCAACACCAGAAUCAACCACAUCAUCCACGCCUACACCAACAACUUCCAUAAAGCCUACUACAACAAGAGGACCUACCACAUCAUCCACCACCACACCAACAACUACCACGAACCCUACCAUGAAGCCUACUACAACAACAGCAUCAACCACAUCAUCCACCCCUACACCGGCAACUACCACGAAGCCUACUACAACAACAGGACUUACGACAUCAUCUACCCCUACACCGACAUCUACUACAAAGCUUACUACAACAACAGGACCUACCACAUUAUCUACCCCAACACCAACAACUACCACAGAGCCUACCACAAAAACAGAACCAACCACAUCAUCUACCCCUACACCGACACCUACUACAACAACAGAAUCAACCACAUCACCUACUUCUAUACCAACAACUACCACAAAACCUACUACAACAACAGAAUCCACCACAUCAUCUACCCCUACACCAACAACUACCACAAAGCCUACUACAACAACAGAAUCAACCACAUCACCUACUUCUAUACCAACAACUACCACAAAACCUACUACAACAACAGAAUCCACCACAUCAUCUACCCCUACACCAACAACUACCACAAAGCCUACUACAACAACAGAAUCAACCACAUCACCUACUUCUAUACCAACAACUACCACAAAACCUACUACAACAACAGAAUCCACCACAUCAUCUACCCCUACACCAACAACUACCACAAAGCCUACUACAACAACAGAAUCAACCACAUCACCUACUUCUAUACCAACAACUACCACAAAACCUACUACAACAACAGAAUCCACCACAUCAUCUACCCCUACACCAACAACUACCACAAAGCCUACUACAACAACAGAAUCAACCACAUCACCUACUUCUAUACCAACAACUACCACAAAACCUACUACAACAACAGAAUCCACCACAUCAUCUACCCCUACACCAACAACUACCACAAAGCCUACUACAACAACAGAAUCAACCACAUCACCUACUUCUAUACCAACAACUACCACAAAACCUACUACAACAACAGAAUCCACCACAUCAUCUACCCCUACACCAACAACUACCACAAAGCCUACUACAACAACAGAAUCAACCACAUCACCUACUUCUAUACCAACAACUACCACAAAACCUACUACAACAACAGAAUCCACCACAUCAUCUACCCCUACACCAACAACUACCACAAAGCCUACUACAACAACAGAAUCAACCACAUCACCUACUUCUAUACCAACAACUACCACAAAACCUACUACAACAACAGAAUCCACCACAUCAUCUACCCCUACACCAACAACUACCACAAAGCCUACUACAACAACAGAAUCAACCACAUCACCUACUUCUAUACCAACAACUACCACAAAACCUACUACAACAACAGAAUCCACCACAUCAUCUACCCCUACACCAACAACUACCACAAAGCCUACUACAACAACAGAAUCAACCACAUCCCCUACCCCUACACCAACAACCAUGAAGCCUACUACUACAACAACACCUACUACAACAAAAUCAACAACAUCACCUACCCCUAUACCAACAACUACCACAAAGCCUACUACAACAACAGAAUCCACCACAUCAUCUACCCCUACACCAAAAACUACCACAAAGCCUACAACAACAGCAUCAACCACAUCAUCAACCCCUACACCGCCUACUACAACAACAGAAUCCACCACAUCAUCUACCCCUACACCAAAAACUACCACAAAGCCUACAACAACAGCAUCGACCACAUCAUCCACCCCUACACCGGCAACGACCACAAAGCCUAUUACAACAACAGGACCUACCACAUCAUCCACCCCCACACCGACAACUACCAUGAAGCCUACUACGAAGCCUACUACAACAACAGCAUCAACCACAUCAUCUACCCCUACACCGGCAACCACCACGAAGCCUACUACAACAACAGGAUCUACCACAUCAUCUACCCCUACACCGACAACUACUACAAAGCUUACUACAACAACAGCAUCAACCACAUCACCUACUUCUAUACCAACAUCUACCAUGAAACCUACUACAACACCAGAACCAACCACAUCAUCUGCCCCAACUCACACAUCAUCUACCCCUACACCAACAACUACCACAAAACCUACUACAACAAAAUCAACAACAUCACCUACCCCUAUACCAACAACUACCACAAAGCCUACUACAACAACAGAAUCCACCACAUCAUCUACCCCUACACCAAAAACUACCACAAAGCCUACUACGACAACAGCAUCAACCACAUCAUCCACCCCUACACCGGCAACGACCACAAAGCCUAUUACAACAACAGGACCUACCAGAUCAUCCACCCCCACACCGACAACUACCACGAAGCCUACUACGAAGCCUACUACAACAACAGCAUCAACCACAUCAUCCACCCCUACACCGGCAACUACCACAUCAUUUACCCCUACGGCAACUACCAUGAAGCCUACCACAACAACAGGACCUACCACAUCAUCUACCCCUGCACCGACAACUACCACAAAUACCACAAAGCCUACUACAACAACACCAACAACACCAGAACCUACCACAUCAUCUACCCCUACACCAACAACUACCACAAAGCCUACUGCAACAACAGAAUUAAUCACAUCAUCUACCCCUACAACUGCCACAAAGCCUAUUACAACAACAGCAACAACAGAAUCACCUACCCCUAUACCGACAACAACAACAAAGCCUACUACAACAAAAUCAACCACAUCAACCACAUCACCCACAACAACUACCACAAAACCUUCUACAACACCAACACCUACCACAUCAUCUUCCCCUACACCAACACCUACCACAAAGCCUACUACAUCAACAACAGAAUCAACCACAUCACCUACUCCUACUCCUGCAUCUACUCCUACAAAAACGCCGCCACCAACGAGACCUUCUUCUUGUGUAACUGCACCAUGGCGAGGUGCAUACAAGACAACAUCAUUGAAAUUAUCCCAUUUGAAUGCCCUCCACUGCAGUACAUCACCUGUGAAAAUGGAAGAAAACCAGUGCUUGUCUAUGAUGAACACCACUGCUGCCAAUAUUAUGCAUGUGACUCUUACUACAACAACAGGAUCUACCACAUCAUUUACCCCUACGGCAACUACCAUGAAGCCUACCACAACAACAGGACCUACCACAUCAUCUACCCCUGCACCGACAACUACCACAAAGCCUACUACAACAACAGAAUCAACCACAUCACCUACUUCUAUACCAACAACUACCAUGAAAUCUACUACUACAACAACAGCAACAACACCAAAAUCUACCACAUCAUCUACUCCUAUACCGACAACUACCACAAUGCCUACAACAACAGAAGCAACCCCAUCACCUUCCCCUAUACCGACAAGUACCACAAACCUACUGCAACAACAGAAUUAAUCACAUCAUCUACCCCUACAACUGCCACAAAGCCUAUUACAACAACAGAAGCAACCCCAUCACCUACCCCUAUACCGACAACAACAACAAAGCCUACUACAACAAAAUCAACCACAUCACCCACCCCUAUAACAACAACUACCACAAAACCUUCUACAACACCAACACCUACCACAUCAUCUUCCCCUACACCAACACCUACCACAAAGCCUACUACAUCAACAACAGAAUCAACCACAUCACCUACUCCUACUCCUGCAUCUACUCCUACAAAAACGCCGCCGUACUACUGUCCUGAAUGGAACAAAAACACCAACGAGACCUUCUUCUUGUGUAACUGCACCAUGGCGAGGUGCAUACAAGACAACAUCAUUGAAAUUAUCCCAUUUGAAUGCCCUCCACUGCAGUACAUCACCUGUGAAAAUGGAAGAAAACCAGUGCUUGUCUAUGAUGAACACCACUGCUGCCAAUAUUAUGCAUGUGACUGCUUUUGUGAAGGCUGGGGUGACCCACAUUAUGUCACAUUUGAUGGACAAUUCUACAGUUAUCAAGGAAACUGCACUUAUAUAUUAAUGAAGGAAAUUAGGCCUCGAUACCAUUUGGAGAUCUACAUCGACAGUGUCUACUGUGACCCUGUUGAGCAUGUAUCCUGUCCCAGAUCUAUUAUUGUGUCUUACAACAAACUAGUCAUAAAUCUUACGAAUAACAAUCUCAUAGGAGACCUAAAGGCUUUUGAGAACAAUAUAAAGUUACGGCUGCCAUAUGCUCGUAAUGAUGUGAGAGUUAUAAGCUCAGGCCUAGACUUGAUCCUGAGUAUUCCACAGCUGGGUGUUAAUAUAACAUUUGGAGCUACUGGCUUUGGCAUCAAUUUGCCAUUUGAGCAUUUUGGAAACAACACACAAGGUCAUUGUGGAACAUGCAACAACAACAAGGCUGAUGACUGCAUGAUCCCUGGAGGGAUCUUGGUGGACGACUGUGCAGUGAUGGCGGAUUACUGGCCAGCCAUUGGGGCGAAUGAUGAAAUUUGCACUCCACCAACUGCAUUACUUUCUGUCUGGGAUAAUAAAAAACUUACAUCUAAGCCUUGCCAGGCUCAUCCUGACUGCAACCUCCUUGAUAGCGAGUUGUUCAAAGCGUGCCAUUCCCAUAUAUCCCCCAAAAACUUCUUUUUAGCAUGUGAAUAUGACAGUUGUCAUAUGAGUAACCCUGCUGUGGUGUGUACCAGUCUUCAGACAUACGCAAGGGCUUGCUCUCAAUUAGGGAUCUGCAUACACUGGAGGAACUACACUUACCUUUGCAAUAUUGAAUGUCCAGCAGAUAAAGUUUUCAAUCCUUGUGGUCCAGCUGAGCCACCAACCUGUGCUGAUAUACCUGAACAGAACACCAUUACAAUGCCCACAGAGGGCUGCUUCUGUUCUGAGGGCACAUUACUCUUCAACAAGAAUACAGACGUUUGUGUGAACAAAUGUGGAUGCCUGGAUGCCUCUAGAACACCACGGGAGUUCGCUGAGGUUUUCGAGUACAACUGUGAGGAGUGUAUCUGUGAUAAGGCCAGCAAAUCAGUGACCUGUAAACCCAAAACGUGUCCCGAUGUCAACCCUGAGAUCUGCACUGAGCCCGGCUUUGUGCUGGUCAACGUCACCAAUCCUUCAGACCCAUGCUGCAGUAAACAAGUUUGCAACUGUGAUGUCAGCAUGUGCCCACCUAUGGAUAAAAAGUGUGCAGUCGGAUAUACGCCAGUCCUGGAAGUCCCUGAUGGAAAAUGCUGUCCAGAAAUCAAAUGCGAGCCAAAGAAAGUGUGCGUUCACAAAAAUAUGGAAUAUAAGCCUGGUACCAACAUCCCCGUCGUUGACUGUCGGGAAUGCAGCUGUACAUGGGACGUGGAUCCUAAAACGCAGUUGUUCAAUAUCAAAUGUGGAUCUGUGCAGUGCAAUGAGAAAUGUGAUCCUGGUUAUGGAUAUGUUAAAACGACCUUUGACGACUGCUGUGGAAAGUGUGUGCAAACUCACUGCAUCGUCAAUAACAAUGGCGUCGAUAAAAUACUGAAGGAAGGAAAGACUUUGCACACUGCAAAUCAGGGCUGUGACAGAAUCACGUGCAUUAAAGUCAAUGGACAGUUCAUCACCAACAAAUACACAGUCCAGUGCCCUCCUUUCAACAUUUCCAACUGCAAGCCUGGCACCGUUCAGCGGUCACCUGAUGGCUGCUGCCAUGUUUGUGUGGACAAAAUUAAGGGAUGUCAAGUACAGACCAGUCGCGAUUACAUAAAUCACAAUGACUGUCAGUCAGAGAAGAGAAUGGACCUGACAUUUUGUAGUGGAGACUGUACCCGUUUUAGCAGGUACACUGAACCUGGAUUGUCCUCUUGUAGCUGUUGCCAGGCCACUCGCUCAAGUAAUCGCACAGUGAAUCUUGGUUGCGUAAACGGACACAUAGUAACUCACACAUACAUCCAUGUGGAGGAGUGUUCCUGCAGCAAAGCUAACUGUCAUAGAGCAGGAGCGGGCCACACACUCGCUGAAGACAGCCAAAGAAAACGUAGCUUCGGACGUCCGUGAGCAGCAGCAGUGAAUCAUCCACUCGAAGACUCUGAAAUACGAAUUCUUUGAGAAACUUUGUUUGGAAAUUAAUUUAAAUUGCACAUGCUUUAACAUUUCUUAAACUUUAUCUAUAGAGCUUUUCUUUUUUCUUCGUUGGAUAAAUAUGUACUGUUUUGCUUGCUUGAAAUUAAAAGCAAUUAA
Sinocyclocheilus anshuiensis is the source of this 10944-nucleotide messenger RNA. Its product is annotated as mucin-2-like. The transcript is spliced from 50 exons. Bases 1 to 10761 code for a protein of 3586 amino acids. Lineage: Eukaryota; Metazoa; Chordata; Actinopteri; Cypriniformes; Cyprinidae. Gene Ontology annotation, molecular function: protein binding. The record is from RefSeq and is a predicted model, not a curated record. Gene Ontology annotation, cellular component: extracellular matrix.